UUUCUCUCUCUCUCUCUCUCUCUCCUCUCUUUUCUCCCCCUCUCACUCUCCUCCCUUUGAAGUUCCACCAUGAAAAGUUUGAAGUCGCGCCUGAAGAAGCAAGAAGUCAACCUGACCACCCCGGACUGGAACAAGUACGAUGACCGGCUGAUGAAGGCGGUGGAGAAAGGGGAUGUGGAGAAGGUGUCGGCCGUACUCGCCAAGAGGGGGGUGGUCCCCUCCAAGCUGGACGUGGAGGGCCGGUCAGCCUUCCACGUGGCAGCAGCGAAGGGCAGUGUGGACUGUAUCAACGCUAUGCUGUCUCACGGUGUGGACGUAAAUGUGAUCGACGCUGCCGGCCGCAGUGCGUUACACCUCUCCGCUCGGCACGGGCAGUCACUGUGUUUGCAGAAGUUACUCCAGCAAAAUUGCCCCGUGGAAAACCUGGACCUGUACGGCAGGACCCCACUUCACGACGCAGCGGUGGCGGGCUGCACUUCCAGUGUCAAGCUGCUGUGUGACCACGGAGCUCUGGUCAACGCCAAGGAUGGGGAUGGGAGGACUCCCCUGGUGUUGGCCACACAGAUGUGCCACUCUGCUGUGUGCCGCAUUCUGCUGGAGAGAAAGGCGGACGUCGACUCGAGGGACAAGCAAAACAAGACAUCUCUGAUGUUGGGGUGUGAGAACAGCUGUAAGGGGGCUGUGGAGGUGCUGCUGAUCCACGGGGCGGAUGUGACGUUGACCGAUGAGCUGGGGCACAGCAGCCUGCAGUACGCACAGCAAUCCAAAAACCAGGAGGUGCUCAAUCUGAUCAGGACGGCCACAGAGAAAGCAAUUAAAGAAAGAGAUUCUUCUAAGAAAUUAAAGGCCAUGUCUCAGGUUGCUGAGGUGCAACAGAAAGCGGAUCAAAAGCAGUCAGAGGCAGGUUCAGCACAGAGCCAGAAGGUGCAACAGAGUGUAAAGGAAGUAAGGACUGAGAACGAGGAGCUGAAAGGAAAGCUGCGGAAGCUGCAGCAGGAGCAGAAAGUGUUGGUGGAGAGAGUGACCGGGCUCCAACAACAACUGAGCCAGGAGCGAACGUCAGUGGAAGGUUUGCGGAUGGAGAGAGAACAGAUGAAGGGUCUGGUGGCGACGAAAGAGAGAGAACAGGGCGAGAGCCUGAAGGCAAUUGAGAGUCUGAGAGCCAAGCUCAAACAGUACGAGGCUGGCUCUCCGAAAGUACCCAUCUCGCCGGGACCCCAUGUGGGAAAAGUGGUGGAACCGGCUGCGAACCAAGUCAAUGUCUCUGGCAAGGAAUCGCAGCUCCCCCACAAGCCCAAGCCGGGGCCCUGCUCCCCGCUGCUGGCGGGCGCUGCUGCGGCGCCCGACGAGGCGCUGAAGAAGGACCUGGAGGCCACGAGGGGCAGGUACGAGGCGGCGAGGGAGGAGAUGGGGCGGCUGCAGCGGGAGCUGGGGGUCAAGGCCCGGGGCUGCGAGGCCCUGGCGGCCGAGGCCGAGCGGGUGAAGAGCGAGUCCGAGGAGCAGGUGCGGCAGCUGGAGGAGGCCCUGGGAGAGGUGCAGACGCGGAUGCUGGAGUCCGAGGGGAAGGUCAAGCUGCUGCAGGCCCACGUGGUGGCCCUGAAGGAGCACCUGUCCCGCCAGGGCGGCCCCCGGCAGCUCGAGGAGCUGAGGGGCCAAGUCCGCGAGGCCCGGGCUCGGCACGAAGAGGCCUCGGCCCAGGCCGAGAAGCUGGAGGCUCAGCUCCGACUGGGCUCCGCGGCCGCCCGCCAGGCCGAGGGCGAGGCCGGGAGCCUGCGCCAGGCCCUGGAGGCCUCGGAGUCGCGGAGGCACGCGGCGGAGAGGAAGGCGGCGGAGGCGGAGGACGACCUGAAGGCCGCCCGCAGGAUCAUGUCGCAGUGCGUGCCGGCGGGGGAGCUGGAGAGCGCGCGGAGCAACUACCUGAGCGGCCUGCGGGACAGGGAGAAGCGGUUGGGCGAGGCCCGGGGGGAGUGUGACCGGGCCCAGGCCCAGGCCGCGCGGCUGCAGGAGGAGCUGAAGGAGGCGGAGAGGCAGCGGGAGGCCGGUCAGGCCCGGGCCGAGGAGAGCGAGAGGCUGCGGGCGGCCCUGGAGCAGCAGAGCGCGGCCGCGAGGCAGACGCUGCUGGAGGCGACCCAGAAGCAGGCCCGGCUGCAGCGCGACUGCGGGGAGGCGCAGCAGGAGAGCGGCCGGCUCGGGGCCGAGCUGGAGGAGGCGAGGCGGGCGCUGCGGGCCCACCAGGAGGCCGAGGCUGCGGCCUGCAGAGCGGCCGAGGAGCUGAAGCGACGCCUGGCCCAGGCGGAGGCCGACACCGAGCGGCUGGAGGCCGCCGAGAGGGGCCUGGCCGAGCGCCUGAGCCGCGCCGUCAGCCCCGAGCGGCACCGCGAGGAGUUGGCGGCCUCGGCCUCGCAGGCGGACGGGCUGAAGGCGGAGCUGGAGAGGCUGCGGCGGGAGUUGGGUCGGGCCCGCGAGCGGGCGGACCAGGCGCUGGAGGAGGCCUCGGCCCUGCGGGAGGCGCUGAGGCAGCGGGAAGCCGAGCGGGAAGAGGCCGCCGUGACCCUGGACCAGGCCCGGCUGGAGCUGAUCGCGGCCGCCGCCCGGGGUCGGGAGGCCGAGGAGGCGGCGGCGGGCGCCGGGGAGCGACUGUCGGCCGAGCGGGAGCGGGGGCUCAGGGAGCGGGGCGAGCUGGAGGCGGCGGCCGAGGUGUGGCGCCGCGAGGCCGAGCUGGCCCGGGGGGAGGCCGCGGCGCUGCGGCGGGAAGGCGGGGAGCGGGAGGCCGAGCUGAGCGGCCUGCGGAGCGGCCUGGAGGAGGAGGUGAGGGCGCGGCUGCGGCGGGAGGAGGAGGAGACGCGGCGGGGCCUGGAGCAGAGGCGGCAGCAGGAGGCGGAGCGGCAGCGCCUGGCGGCGGCGGGGCCGAGCUGGAGAAGCGGGCGGUCGAGGCCGAGCGGGAGAGCGAGAGGCUGCGGGGGGAGAGCGCGGGGCUGGGGGCGGAGCUGCGGGAGCUGGGAGGUGGAGGAGGAGGAGGAGGUGGAGGAGCUGAGGGCCAGGGCUGACCAGGCGGUGGCGCUGCAGCCGGAGGCCGCGGCCCACAGUCAGGCCCAGGCCCAGACCGGGCGGCCCCGGAGCCUGAGCUUCGAGCUGGAGCUCUCGGAGCUGAAGGAGAAAUACGACGUUUCCAUGGCGACCACCCGCGGCCUCCAGAGCAGCAUCAGGGAGUCGGCCCAACAGCUGGAGGCCAAGGACAACAAGAUCACGGUGCUGCUGGACGACGUGGAGAGGCUGAAGCAAGCCCUGAACGGCCUGUCGCAGCUCUCGUACCCCAAGCGGCCGAGCCAGCAGCUGGAGACCCUCCAGAACCAGAUCAAAGACCUGCAGCAACAGCUGGCUGAUGCUGACAGGCAACAUCGGGACGUGGUUGCCAUCUAUCGGACACACUUGCUGAGCGCCGCACAGGGACACAUGGAUGAGGAGGUGCAGUCCGCCUUGCUGCAGAUCAUUCGGAUGCGCCAGGAGUUUGUGUGCUAGCAACCCCCGCAGGGAAGGCCAAAUACUCUCCCCGCCUCCCUCUUCCCCACCGCGACGGGCAACGGCAUGUCCAGACUUCCAUUCAUCUCAGCUGCCUAAGGAAUCACUAUUAUACAAACCUCUCUCUCUCUCGCUCCUUCCAUCCCUUACAAACUGUAUAAAGUGUCCCGUCCACUCCAAUCCCCCUGCACCAUCUGGCUGCUUGAUCUGUUCCCUGUUUAUUAAGAGCUGGCGAUCGAUCGCGGUCCAGGGGACAUCACUGGAUGAGACACUUAACGUAACACGUAUGCGCUCGUGCGCUGACGUCCAUGAGUUCAAACACACGCAAAAGCCAGUCAGAAAUGUAUCUUGCUGUUGACAGCCAGAUCCUGAGAAUCGGACCGAGGACACGGAAAUGUGGAUUCAGGAAAUCCCGGCAAACAGGAAUAUCGGCAACUGCAUGGGCAAAGGCUGCGGACUCGGUGUCCAGGGCUGUAGCUCUGGUGAGACCCGGGAAUACAACGGCAACGGUGGGAAACCAGGAGAGAUUCUAUCAAUCAACAGCCCUUCCCAAAAUCGCUUUGAAUUGCUUGAAAAUCAAGGAUGGGGAGGGGGGAAUCCUUCUGACAAUGCUGAUCCGCACUUGAACCCGUGUGGUUGGCGGGUGGGGGGGAG
Callorhinchus milii (elephant shark) is the source of this 4173-nucleotide messenger RNA. RefSeq names its product uveal autoantigen with coiled-coil domains and ankyrin repeats-like. The record is from RefSeq and is a predicted model, not a curated record. Lineage: Eukaryota; Metazoa; Chordata; Chondrichthyes; Chimaeriformes; Callorhinchidae. The transcript is spliced from 20 exons. Gene Ontology annotation, molecular function: actin binding. The coding region runs from base 70 to 3519 and encodes 1149 amino acids.